UCCUUAAUCUCAUAUCUCAUGGAUAAACAAACAAAUAUUUGUCCUGAUUCAUCACUUAAGACGCAUUUGGUUGAUAUCCAUGAAGUUUUGCCUGGAGAUGAAGAUGAAGAAGAAGAAGGAAGAACGAGAAUGAAAAAGGGACUAAACAGGCCUGUUAAACUUCGAGAAGUGAAGAGGCCUCCGAAGAGUUUUAGCAGGCAAGUGUCACUGGAGACAGGAUUUGCCGCGCUGGACAGAGAAUCUAAGGCCAGAGAUGACCGGAGGAUUCUCCAGAGAAGUGGUCGUAGCUUUGGAGGCUUUGAUGCUGGUGAUAGAAUUGGCAGAGAUGCAAGGAGAAGUGACUUCAAUAUCUUCAGGACAAAGUCAACCCUCUAUAAGCAGGAUUCUCUGUUGCCCACAAGGAAGGAGAGAUUAGAGAUGGAGUCCAAAAGAACAGAUGACUCAAAUAGGGUUGAUGACUCUGUUGACAGAAGUGUCCCUGCUGGAAGAUACUUUGCUGCUUUGAGAGGACCUGAAUUAGAUGAAGUGAAGGACUGUGAGGAUAUUCUUCUCCCUAAAGAUGAGAAAUGGCCCUUUCUUCUCAGAUUCCCCAUUGGUUGCUUUGGUAUUUGUCUUGGUCUGAGUAGCCAAGCCGUUCUUUGGCGUACCCUGUCAACAAGCCCAGCGAUCCAGUUCCUUCACGUCACGCCAUUCAUCAACCUUUUCCUCUGGCUAUUAGCCCUUGCGGUUCUACUCUCUGUUUCCUUCACCUACAUCCUCAAAUGCAUAUACUAUUUUGAAGCUGUCAAAAGAGAAUACUUCCACCCCGUCAGGGUCAACUUCUUCUUUGCUCCGUGGGUUGCGUGCAUGUUCCUAGCAACGGGUGCACCACCAAUGAUAGAACCCAGGAGACUGCACCCAGCCAUCUGGUGCACCUUCAUGGGACCUUACUUCCUUCUCGAGCUCAAGAUUUAUGGGCAAUGGCUUUCUGGGGGGAAGAGACGUCUCUGCAAAGUGGCAAAUCCAUCUUCUCAUCUCUCGGUUGUCGGGAACUUUGUUGGGGCAAUUUUGGCAUCUAAGGUAGGAUGGAAUGAAGCUGCUAAGUUCUUGUGGGCUGUUGGCUUUGCGCAUUAUCUUGUGGUGUUUGUGACUUUAUAUCAAAGACUUCCCACAAGUGAAGCGUUGCCUAAGGACCUGCACCCUGUGUAUUCUAUGUUCAUCGCAGCUCCAUCCGCAGCCAGUAUUGCCUGGGAAACCAUUUAUGGUGAAUUUGAUGGGCUAUCAAGGACUUGCUACUUCAUUGCUUUGUUUCUCUAUGUUUCACUUGUUGUACGCAUCAACUUCUUCACAGGGUUUAGGUUCUCGGUGGCAUGGUGGUCCUAUACAUUUCCGAUGACAACUGUAUCAAUAGCAACUAUUAAGUAUGCAGAGCAGGUUCCGUGUGUUCUAAGCAAGGGCCUCGCACUUUCUCUUUCAUUCAUGUCAUCUACCAUGGUGUCUUUACUGUUUGUGUCCACACUUCUUCAUGCCUUCGUGUGGCAUACUUUGUUUCCAAAUGAUCUUGCCAUUGCCAUCACUAAGGAAAGACUCGUGAAGGGGAAUAAGUCCUUCAAGAAAGCAUAUGAUAUAAAGCGGUGGACCAAACAGGCUCUCAAAAAGAACAAUUCUGUGGACACAGUUUGAUAGAGAACGAAAUGUGACAUUAACUCCAAACGAGUCUAAGGAAAUCUACAGAGAAUCAUAGUAUCAAUGCCAAACCGACUUCCAGAAGAAUCAGGCAUUUACAUAGUAUUUAGAAUUAAGGAAACGCAGCAAG
This is a messenger RNA of Rubroshorea leprosula, 1795 nucleotides long. The record is from the annotation of a GenBank genome assembly. NCBI's taxonomy places the organism in Eukaryota, Viridiplantae, Streptophyta, Magnoliopsida, Malvales, Dipterocarpaceae.